GGGCCGGGGCGGCGCCGAGCCCGGGCCGGGGCGGGCGGGCGGCGGGGCCGGGCCGGCCUGGCGGGCGGCGGGAAGAUGGCGAACGUGGGGCUGCAGUUCCAGGCGAGCGCCGGGGACGCGGACCCGCAGAGCCGGCCUCUGCUGCUGCUGGGGCAGCUGCACCACCUGCACCGCGUGCCCUGGAGCCACAUCCGCGGGAAGCUGCAGCCCCGGGUCACCGAGGAGCUCUGGCAGGCUGCCCUGGGCACACUCAACCCCAACCCCACGGACAGCUGCGCCCUGUACCUGAACUAUGCCACAGUGGCCGCCCUACCCCCGAGGGUGAGCCGGCACAACAGCCCCUCGGCUGCCCACUUCGUCACGCGGCUGGUGCGCACUUGCCUGCCGCCUGGAGCCCAGCGGUGCAUCUUGGUGGUCUGUGAGCAGCAGGAUGUGUUUGCCUCGGCCUGCGCCCUGGCCCGGGCCUUCCCGCUCUUCUCCCGCCGCUCAGGGACUUCUCGGCGCCCAGAGAAGAGGACAGUGGCAGUGGAGUUCUUCCUGGUGGGCCAAGACAACGGACCCAUGGAGGUGUCCACGUUGCAAUGCUUGGCGAAUGCCACAGAGGGUGUGCGCCUGGCAGCUCGCAUCGUGGACACACCCUGCAACGAGAUGAACACGGACAUCUUCCUCGAGGAGAUUCACAAGGUCGGGAAGGAGCUGGGCAUAACGCCCACCAUCAUCCGGGACGAGGAGCUCAAGACGAGGGGCUUCGGAGGAAUCUACGGUGUGGGCAAAGCCGCCGUGCAUCCCCCGGCCUUGGCGGUGCUCAGUCACACCCCCGACAGAGCCACACAGACCAUCGCGUGGGUGGGCAAGGGCAUUGUCUACGACACCGGAGGCCUCAGCAUCAAAGGCAAGACCACCAUGCCAGGGAUGAAGCGAGACUGUGGGGGUGCCGCCGCCAUCUUGGGUGCCUUCCGAGCUGCCAUCAAGCAGGGCUUCAAAGAUAACCUGCAUGCCGUCUUCUGCCUAGCAGAGAACUCAGUGGGGCCCAAUGCCACGAGGCCAGAUGACAUCCACCUGCUGUACUCGGGAAAGACUGUGGAAGUCAGUAACACAGACGCCGAGGGCCGUCUGGUGCUGGCGGACGGUGUGUCCUAUGCCUGCAAGGACCUGGGUGCAGACAUCAUCCUGGACAUGGCCACUCUGACCGGGGCACAGGGCAUUGCCACAGGCAAGUACCAUGCAGCAGUACUAACCAACAGCGCCGAGUGGGAAGCCGCCUGCGUGAAGGCCGGCAGGAAGUGUGGGGACCUGGUGCACCCACUCAUCUACUGCCCCGAGCUGCACUUCAGCGAGUUUACCUCGGCCGUGGCUGACAUGAAGAACUCGGUGGCGGACCGAGACAACAGCCCCAGUUCCUGCGCUGGCCUCUUUAUCGCCUCACACAUCGGCUUUGACUGGCCCGGGGUGUGGGUCCACCUGGACAUUGCCGCGCCCGUACAUGCCGGCGAGCGCGCCACAGGCUUUGGCGUGGCACUUCUGCUGGCACUCUUUGGUCGCGCUUCCGAGGACCCCCUGCUGAAUCUAGUGUCCCCACUGGGCUGCGAGGAGGACACGCAAGACGACACAGGCCGGGACUCCAAGAGACGCAGGCUGGUGUGAGGCUGCCUCCUUCCCAGCUUUUACCUCACUUUGCACUGAUCAGUUUUAAACUGCAGGAAGAUACCACCAGGCUUUGAUUUGUUCUGUUUGCAAGCGCAGAGGCGGUGGGGACAGCGGC
Messenger RNA from Ochotona curzoniae (black-lipped pika), 1762 nucleotides. It is a transcript of the gene NPEPL1, whose product is annotated as aminopeptidase like 1. The record is from RefSeq and is a predicted model, not a curated record. Gene Ontology annotation, biological process: proteolysis. Gene Ontology annotation, cellular component: cytoplasm. Lineage: Eukaryota; Metazoa; Chordata; Mammalia; Lagomorpha; Ochotonidae. The coding region runs from base 76 to 1644 and encodes 522 amino acids. The transcript has 12 exons. Gene Ontology annotation, molecular function: metalloaminopeptidase activity; manganese ion binding.